Messenger RNA from Callithrix jacchus (white-tufted-ear marmoset), 504 nucleotides. It is a transcript of the gene VHLL, whose product is annotated as VHL like. The record is from RefSeq and is a predicted model, not a curated record. Lineage: Eukaryota; Metazoa; Chordata; Mammalia; Primates; Cebidae.
AUGCCCUUAGGAUGGGGAAAAGGGGUGGGGUUAGAGGCCAAGGCGAGCACCCAGGAGGCAGGCCCAGAAGAGGACUGCCAGGAGGAGUCGGGUGCCGAGGAGGAGGCGGGGGUGGCAUGGCCUGUGCUUCGCUCGGUGAAUUCGCACGAGCUCACCCGGGUCAUCUUUUGCAACUGCAGCCCUCGGCUCCUGUGGCUCAACUGCUAUGGCAAGCCGCAGCCCUACUCUACGCUGCUGCCCAGCAGGGACUUUCUCAUCCACAGCUUCGAAGCACCUUGGCUCUUCAGGGAUUUAAGGACACACAAUAGGCUUCUGGUUAACCACCAAACUGAAUUGUUUGUGCCAUCUUCCAGUGUUGAUGGACAGCCUGCUUUUGCCAACCUCACACUGCCAGUGGAUACCCUGAAACAGCAAUGCCUCUAGGUUGUCCAAGGUCUUGUCAAGCCUGAGAAUUACAGGAGACUGGACAUCACCCACUCUAUGACGAUCUGGAAGACCACCCAA